AUGGCACAGGUAGCCCGGACGGUCCUCGCUUUUCAGUACGAUGCGGAACUCAAUACGAUCGACAGUUUAGUGAUAGCAGUCCGGCCUUUCAGCGCCCUUGAGGAGCCAAACCGCAAACUCUUCAAGUCUGGUGGAGACAGUGAUUACAUAGUAGUCACAGAGCGAACGAUAUUCCAUCCGCAAGGCGGCGGCCAGCCAUCUGACGUUGGCUCGAUGACAGGGCGCGGCGGGAAUUGCUUCACAGUGACCGCAGUCCGUAUGGAUGCUGUCUGCGAAGGCCAAGUACUGCAUCUCGGCCGGUUCAGCAACGGAGAAGGCUCUUCUGUGUCUACUUUUAGGGAGGGGGAGACUGUCACGCAGGAAAUCGAUGGUGAAAAACGCCUACUAUAUUCUCGGUUGCACACGGCGGGCCAUGUCCUCAGCGCAUCUGUCAGGCACCUUGUGAAAAGCGAAGUUGAAAACUUUGCAGAGCUCAAGGCAUCGCAUUUCCCAGGCGCGGCGGGUUGCGAGUUCCAGGGUCUCAUUGAUGGCAAAUGGAAAGAUGCAAUCCAGAACAAGGUAGAUGAAUCUAUUGCCGCAAAACUUCCUGUUAGCGUUGAAUGGUGGGAUGCGGAGGACUUCCGAAAAAACGGGGUCGACCAUUUACUUCCAACUGGCGAUUUAAUCGCACCAGGCGAGAAGUUUCGCAUAAUCAAUAUUGCCGGUCUAGAUAGGUAUCCCUGUGGAGGCACUCACGUCAAGACAACCGAUUUAUGUGGCCGGACAACAGUGAAGAAGAUAUCGCGAAGAACGGGGCAGUCCAAGGUCAGCUAUUCUGUCGAUUGA
Messenger RNA from Talaromyces atroroseus, 825 nucleotides. RefSeq lists its product as hypothetical. Gene Ontology annotation, biological process: alanyl-tRNA aminoacylation; regulation of translational fidelity. The transcript has a single exon. The record is from RefSeq and is a predicted model, not a curated record. Bases 1 to 825 code for a protein of 274 amino acids. Gene Ontology annotation, molecular function: Ser-tRNA(Ala) deacylase activity; ATP binding; alanine-tRNA ligase activity. NCBI's taxonomy places the organism in Eukaryota, Fungi, Ascomycota, Eurotiomycetes, Eurotiales, Trichocomaceae.